Molecule: messenger RNA, 2923 nt
Organism: Sander lucioperca (pikeperch)
Lineage: Eukaryota; Metazoa; Chordata; Actinopteri; Perciformes; Percidae
Gene: ormdl3
Product: ORMDL sphingolipid biosynthesis regulator 3
Exons: 4
Coding region: 424-885 (153 amino acids)
Biological process (GO): ceramide metabolic process; negative regulation of ceramide biosynthetic process; intracellular sphingolipid homeostasis
Cellular component (GO): endoplasmic reticulum membrane
Source: RefSeq, a predicted model, not a curated record
AAAAAAAAAUACCCGAAAAAAAGGGGGCCGUGAAAACGAAUAGCGGUGACGUUACAUCAUGAAGUGUGCUGUGUUGUCACCAGCUGUUGUCUGAAGACGAAGGAAAAGUCGAUGUGUCGAUUGAUUGUGAGCCGACACGAGCCGACCGGCAGCGCUUAGCAGCACGUCUGGAGCCGAGAGAUGGUACCGGAUGACUGAUGGAAACACCGGAGCCUCGCCAGUCUCCGGUGAUAGUACCCGUUACAUAACUGAAGGCAUCGAUAAGACAAAAACUGUGAUAACGGACUAAUACAGGUCAGAGUUGAAGCCAUUUUUCUCUGCCGCUUCUUUCUGUUUAUCUUACAGCAGACAGACCGUCACGCCAGCCGACGUUCAAAGUAAGCCCGUUUCCACGUCGUGCUUUGAAGUGGCAAGACCGCCGUCAUGAACGUGGGCACGGCGCACAGCGAGGUGAACCCCAACACCCGAGUGAUGAACAGCAGAGGGAUGUGGCUGUCUUACAUCCUGGGCAUCGGCCUCCUGCACGUCAUCCUGCUCAGCAUUCCCUUUGCCAGCGUGCCCGUGGUCUGGACCCUCACCAACCUCAUUCACAAUCUGUGCAUGUACCUCCUACUUCACACGGUCAAAGGGACGCCCUUCGAGACCCCAGAUCAGGGCAAGGCUCGUCUGCUUACACACUGGGAGCAAAUGGACUAUGGUGUGCAGUUCACUGCUUCACGCAAGUUCCUCACCAUCACGCCCAUUGUUCUGUAUAUACUAACCAGCUUCUAUACCAAAUACGACCGGGUCCAUUUUGUGGUCAACACCGUUUCCCUGCUCACUGUACUCAUCCCCAAGCUGCCCCAGCUGCACGGUGUGAGGAUCUUUGGGAUUAAUAAGUACUGACAAGGCGGAAGAGGACACGUCCUUCCUUUAGAAGUCCCCGUAGACUGCUGAGAGCAGUAUCAGGCCUCUGAUUUGGCUGCAGAGCCACAAAGAUCCGCCGCUCUCUGGCUCUAGUCUCUGCUGAGCAGCACUCUAAAUGAGGCCUGCUGGGGAUACUGCCAUGGUACCAAACCCCAGGUUUACAGAGCACACAAAGGGAAAGUGUGCUGCUGUGAAUGUUUGUGGCCUAUCUCCUUUGAGACACUUAAAAGGGAGUAUUAUGAUGAUGUCCAUUUCUGCAGCAAUGACAAUUGUGUGAUGUGACAGGUGUCAGGGGAAGAGGACAAUGUGUUUGCACAAAUAUCUCCAAAAUCUCAUGUGCCGUUUUACACCCACUGGCACACUGAGGCCGUCGUCGAAAGUUAUUUUGUACGUAAUGAUACACUGCUGUAUUUAGUCAGCUGCUUCCUCUUUCUCGAGGUUCCUGGGCAGAGAGUAGAGUAACAAUACUUUAAUAAUAUGGUAAGGGACCUGGGAGCUGCUGCAGAGGCGAGACACGACAAACCACACACGCUUUUAUAUUUAGCCCUCGCCGUUCCACUCAGGGCCAAGAUUGGGAAGUUAAGCAACUCUUAUUUUUAUCUGACCAUUUCCAUAUUUGGACUCCUCUUGUCCUGGUUUGUGUCACAGAAAGCUUCCUGUCUGCAGAGUUGUCAGGCCUGUGUGCACAAAGUAUGCGCAAGCGCACUCUACUGAUUCAACAUACAUGCAAGUCCUGCAAUAUGAGUUAAAAGAGAAGUAUUUCUAUUAAUAGUUACAUUCUGGGGACUCAUGCCUGUCACUAGAAGUACUUAGGAAUUAGCAUAAGCCUCAGUUUAGAGGCACAUUACACACUGAGUUAUUAGUUUAUUAGGUAAGCCUGUGCAAUCUAAUUCAAUCCAAUAUAGUAGCCUUGCAGUAAAUCCUGAAAUACUCAAAGGUGUUUCUAAUGUUUUGUUCACCCCCCACUCCCCCAUUCCCACUCCCCAAUCACUUAUGAAAGGGGCAGAAUAUUAGAAAGAUUUGAUCCAAAUCCAGAUCUUUCAAGAACAUCAAGUUCUCUCUCUUCAGCCUGUCAAAAUCCUUUUUAGCGUCCAAGGAAAUAAGUUAUUCUGUAGUAUGUAAGUGCUAAAGGGAUUCUGGGUUAUGUUACAAAGCUGCUUCGUAUUCGAGCAAAUAUGUUACUGUUCAUUUCAGAUGUUUAGGGAACUUUUUUGUUUUACAUAUUGCCAGUCUAAUGCAUGUGUAUGAUCUUUUCUUUUUUUUUUAAGCAGUGGAAGGCAGAAAUGUCCAUGAACCAUUUCACCAUGGCAGUUGAUGUGAAGUAGUAAGUAGUUAUGAUAUCACAUUUUAGGGAAACCACAAUUAGAUUUAGUAAUGAUAAGCCAAAAAAUGUAUAGUCAUUGAAUGAAUGUGAUAACGGUUAAGAAUACUUUAGUGUCUCCCAUGGGAGAAAAUUGUCUGUGUUGAGAAAGGGCGAUUGCUGCAUCAAGACCUGACAUCAUAAUAAUACGCAUUAAAUAAGAACAUGUGCAAACAUCAGCCUGAGAUGAAACAACCAGCCAACUAAUCACAAGCCAUUCACUCUUUUAGGAGCUACAGAAAUUCAAGGCAUACAUCUCAAAACAUACACACUUUAGUAGAUAUGUUGUGAGAUGUACACCUUGAAUUUCUGUAGCUCCUAACCGAGUGAAUGGCUUGUAAAUACAGUAUGUGGCUGGCUUUACCUCAGGCUGAUGUUUGCAUGUGUUCCUAUGUGUUUUAUUAUUAAAAACAAAAUCAACACAAACUGUGUUAAUUCUACACGAUAAUGGCACGAUAAUUAUGUUUUAGACACUAUGCUGCAAUAAGAGGCAAAAAGUCAUGUUUGUACUCUUUCACUAAGCGUUAUGAUACCAAACACAGUACAGUGUUGUCAAACUGAGAGACUGCUUUUAAAGACAAAUCUGAAGAUUCAAUAUUUUCUAUCCUAAAUUGAAAAAGAAUGAAAUAAUUUACCAUAUUUAAAAAAAAAAUAAUA